Cavia porcellus (domestic guinea pig) is the source of this 3307-nucleotide messenger RNA. RefSeq names its product translocase of inner mitochondrial membrane 9 (gene Timm9). The record is from RefSeq and is a predicted model, not a curated record. The coding region runs from base 454 to 723 and encodes 89 amino acids. NCBI's taxonomy places the organism in Eukaryota, Metazoa, Chordata, Mammalia, Rodentia, Caviidae. The transcript has 6 exons.
CGCUGAGGCGCUCUCCCAUCCUUCUCCGGGUGGAAACAAACGCCCGAAGCAAAAGGCUUUCGACAAAUGCGGAUUUUUUACUUUAAAGGCAGCACAUCGCUCUACAAUACUGAAACACUGGAUAAAACACGAGGGAGUCAUUGAGAACUGCAGAGCGCCCACUCUGGCUGAUUUGCCCGCGUUAUAACGAAUCGGCGUCACAGGUUUAAGUACUGGUUGACAUUGCCGCUCCCACGUGUUCUCUGCAGUCCUUCGGCUCCGGCGUCCGCCUUAAUCCCGACCUCUCGCCCGCUGGCGUCCCCGACAGUGGCGCUGCCCCCAGCCGCGAAAGCCGGUGACUGGGUGAGAAAUCAGGCCUCACUGGAAACCCUGAGCAGAGGUUGGAGAACUACUUCUCAAGAACCAGGAAACUCAUGCUUCAGAAAAGGUGACUCAUAAAUAUACCAAAAGAAUAUGGCUGCACAGAUAUCAGAAUCUGAUCAGAUAAAACAGUUUAGGGAAUUCCUGGGAACCUACAAUAAACUUACAGAAACCUGCUUUUUGGACUGCGUUAAAGACUUCACAACAAGAGAAGUAAAGCCUGAAGAGAUCACCUGUUCAGAACAUUGCUUACAGAAAUAUUUAAAAAUGACACAAAGAAUAUCCAUGAGAUUUCAGGAAUACCAUAUUCAGCAGAAUGAAGCCCUGGCAGCUAAAGCUGGACUUCUUGGGCAGCCGCGAUAGAAGUCCUGGCAGAUGGGACUUUGAGUGGUGGCUGCUGUAGCUGUUGCAGGGGAAUAAGGACCCAUCUGUGGAAUGUCUGGAAGCACUGGGGAACCGUGUGAAUCCAUCUGUCAUACCUAUUUGGCAGUGGAAACCACUGGAAAGAAAAAAUUGCUGCUCACCAGGAAUAAUCACAAUGAAAGGUCUUAUUGUUCAGUGAAAAUAAUAAGAUGUACAUUUGUUGAGGCCUUAAGAUUCAGCAGCUUGGUCACUUCAUUAGAAUGAUAAGCCACUGUUUCUUCAAUUGUGACUGUUAAUUUUAAAGCAAACUGUUAAUCAUGUAAGAAAAAAGUUUUAUUAUUGAAAGUGAAAUAAAUGGAAAUAUCAAUGAGCAGUUGUUCAUAAUAUAUAGAACUAUGUAUUCUGACUGCACUGUGGAUACAUUGAAAUGUUUCUGAAUAAGCAUCAUUCUCCAUGUUUUCUUCUUUAUGUCUGCCUCAAAUUGCUGAUAAAUACAUAAAAGAGUUGCUUGCUAGUCACUGAAAUGCACAACACUUUUCUUGCAUUACAUGUUCUUAUCCUGUCUGCAUUUUCAUGUAUGUUCUGGAAACUUCCCACCUGAGACUGUCUUGGGAAUGCUUCAUUACAGAUUGACUUUUAUGGUCUGGUAGAGUCUGUAUUGUUUUGUAUUUUGUUCAAAAGCUGAACGUCCAACAUGAAUUGUUAUAAGUCUGACAAACAUUUUUCAGUUUAUUGUCAGCUGUGACACAAUGGAAAAACAUGACCAGAGUUCAGGUAGGCCAGUGAAUCCUGAAGCAAAACCAAGCAUUUUCAGGAAAUUCCAGUUUAUGGCUAAGUACACAGAGCAAUUUAGUAAACGUGAGAGAAGUAAUAUAGAUUAAAUACCUGGCUUAUGAAUGAAUUUUAUUACUAGACUAAACUUGUGUUUAUGGGACCAUUAAUUAGCCAUUAUGUUUAAACUUACCAACUGAUUUCUGUUUUAUGUUUUAGGGAAAUGAAAGUUUUAUUUUACUUUUAAAAAAUUAAAAUGGGCCAGGGAUAUAGCUCAGUGGUACAAGUGCCUGCCUGGCAAGCACAAGGUCCUGAGGUUGAUUUCUGGACCAAAAUAAAUAAAAAAGUUAAAAUGUUAAAACAUAUAAUAGUAAAAUAUAUAAUUUGUUGUAGGGGAUACAUGAAAAAUAGGUUGGCUUCAUCUUUUUUUUUUUUUAAUUGGUACUGGGGAUCAAACUCACGACUGCGCACUUGCAAGGCAGGCGCUUAUGCCACUGAGCUAAAUCCCCAGCCCAGUUGGCUUCAUCUUAAAACAACCAAAAAUUAAUUUACUAAAUGUGGAAAACAGAAAUUCAGAUAUUUUAUUCAUUUAAAACUUUGGGUAAUUCCUGAAUAAACUUUGCUAUUUUUGUUUUGUGUUUUUGUUUUCAGGGGGGUUGUUGCUGUUUUUGUGUAAGCCAGCCUAUACAUUAUUUAUUAUGUAUAUUUCACAAAAAUAAUUAAACGUGCAAAUAAGGGGAAUUUUGCACAGCAGUACCUCAGAUACAUUGGUGGAGUAUAUGUUUGAAAGCCUUCAGGAUUUUGCAGCUGCCCGUGUACUAAAGUGGUACUGCCGAGAUGUUCAACCUCUGUUUUUUCCUCUCCUGAAAUAGAUCGGUCAGUCUCAAGCAUAACUUUAAUGUUCUUUUUGGAUUUUAUUUUGUUUUUAUUUUUUGAGAGAGGAUCUUGCCAUGUAGUUCAGUCUGGCUUUGAAAUCAUGUAGCUGAAGCUGGCUGAAAACUUUCCUCAGCCCCAAGUGCUGGAAUUACAGAUGUGUGCCACCAUGCCUGGCUAGCGUAAGUUUAAUACUCUUCAAAGUAUGCGUGGUACAAAUACCAAGAGAGCAAUAAGUGUUAAAAAUCAAAACAUAUCUGUGAGGAGCAGAGUACACAUGGAUGGGGAAAUCUUAAGCUUUACUAGAGUAGAGACAUAGGAUGAACAGUUCAUUACUGCAUUGGAAGUGUCUGUGUUCUCAUUUAGGUAUGUAGGCAACAGGGUAUGAGGUGUUUCUUUUUUUAAUGUAGCUUGCUCUUGUUACUGUAAGAUAGGUUAUCUUUAUAUGUGUGACAAAAUUAAUCAGAGAUAGCCAGGCAUGCUGGUGUGCACCUGUAAUCCCAGCACUCAGGUGGCUGAAGCAGGAGGACCCACACACAAGGCCAGCCUGGGCUACAUAGCAGGAGCCUAUUUCAAAAAAAGAAUUAGAAAUGAAAUAACUGAUGCUCUGAGUAAAGUGAACUUUUUGAAAGUAGAUUCCAUUAUCAGAGAGUUGAAAUAAUUUAGUAUAAUUAAUAACAAAAAAGAUUUAUGAAGUUUGAUUUCUAUAAAAAGGUUUUUUGGGGUUUUUGUUUGUUUUUGGUACUGAGGAUCGAACUCACCACCUUGAGUUUGCCAAGCAGGCACUUACACCACUGAGCAAAAUCCCCAGCCUCUUAAGUAAAGUUUUGUGUUUUUAUCUUUUGGAGAUCAAACUCAUGACCUUGUGCUUACCUGGCAGGUGCUUGAACUGUUCAGCUAAACUCCUAGUCCUUAAAUAAAGUUUUAAAAUGAGUUUGAA